Molecule: messenger RNA, 1401 nt
Organism: Perca flavescens (yellow perch)
Lineage: Eukaryota; Metazoa; Chordata; Actinopteri; Perciformes; Percidae
Gene: mospd1
Product: motile sperm domain containing 1
Exons: 6
Coding region: 295-951 (218 amino acids)
Cellular component (GO): cytoplasm
Source: RefSeq, a predicted model, not a curated record
CCCAGCAUGCACUGCGAGGCCUGCAGUAUAUUAUUGACAAAGAAAAAAAAGGCUGGUGAGAAACAACAACAGGGUGGUGGGAACAGAAGCGCUAACCCUGGUCAUAGCACUGACGUUACACGAACCCGUGUGUGCUGACAACAAGUGCCACGUCAUGACCCUGAGGCAAUGAGAGCGGGACGUGUCAUUUCCACCUAAAGGGAGUUUACACAGCUUGAUAGUUUGUGGAGAGAGAGAGGUGGGGGGGCCCAGGCAGACCGUGGACGGGGAAGGGGAAGAGCUCAGCUGGAGCCAAUGCAGCAGCAGCAUCGACAGCCUGAGCUGGUGGAAGGAAGCCUUCCUGUGUUCGUGUUCCCCACUGAGCUCAUCUUCUACGCAGAUGAGCAGACGUCUCACAAGCAGGUGCUCACCCUCUACAACCCCUAUGAGUUCGCCCUCAAAUUUAAAGUGCUGUGCACAGCGCCAAACAAAUACACUGUGGUGGAUGCCACCGGAGCCGUCAAGCCACAGUGUUGUGUUGACAUAGUGAUCCGACACAGAGAUGUGCGUGCAUGCCAUUAUGGGGUGUACGACAAGUUCCGACUGCAGGUGUCUGAGCAGAGUCAGCGGAAAGCUCUAGGUCGCAAAGAGGUGACGGCCACGCUCCGUCCAUCAGCCUCACAGGAGCCGCCCAGCCCCCGGCCCCAAGAUGAGGAACGCAAAGUCAAAGAGCAGUUUGCAGACAGCGAGUUUUUUGAACAGACUGCAUUUCAGACAGUGAGCCGUCCUGUUGCUGGAGGCCCCAGUCUGCUGACGGUGCUGCUUGGGCUGGUGUGUAUGGCCGCCCUGAUGCUCCCGACCCUGGGGGAGCAAGAAUCUACUGUGCCUGUCUACCUCCACUUAAGUGUUAACAAGAAACUUGUAGCUGCUUAUGUUCUUGGUCUUCUUACGAUGGUCAUCUUACGCACAUGAAGUGCUGUAAGGUGAGAGGAGGGGAAAUGGAUCUGAAGACAAAGAGAACAUCCUCAUCCCAGAGGCACUGCUACGCUUCGAGUACAGCUGACCGCAGGGUGACGGGGUACUUACUCAGUUUACCCUGUUCCCUGAAAAAUACAUUUUAGUAUACUUGUUUUAAAAUCCACAUAUUUGUUACAUACGUAAACUGACACAAUACUGAACUGACACAAAGAGCAGAGACCUCCCAGUGCGUAGGUCAAAGGAAUGGUAGUGUGAGAGGAGCUGUCCCUGAGCAGGGCCGGUGAAGAAACGGGAGGCCAUUCAAAGUGUUGUCUGACCUCAUAUUCCCUAUGUCUGUAUUUCUAUUGCCAUUAUGUAACUGAAUAUGAUUAACUAGAGUGUGAAGGAAUCUACAUGUAUAUAAAGCCAUUAAAAUGUUGUUAUGGUAUUCACCUGUAACCAUUA